Molecule: messenger RNA, 345 nt
Organism: Suillus subalutaceus
Lineage: Eukaryota; Fungi; Basidiomycota; Agaricomycetes; Boletales; Suillaceae
Exons: 5
Coding region: 1-345 (114 amino acids)
Source: RefSeq, a predicted model, not a curated record
AUGUCGGACGAUGCAGAUAAGAUCAAGCUUGAACUACCUUCGAAACUACAGGCAUUCAGUUUUACCUUUGAAACCAAGCGGCCAGGGCCUAUGUCGAAAUCACGCUCAGAUGGCCCACCAAGCGGCCCAGAUUACUACAAGUUCCUGAACAUUCAUGCGCUGGCAAGAGGCCCAGAAAUUAAAAAGUCUGCAGCUGGAAUUGUGGCAAGGAUCGAUACAGAAGAGACCUUUGAUAGUAGCGACACGGAGAAAGAGACUCCGGCAGAGUUCACCCACUGGUACAAGGCCAAGAAGGCUUUGAACGACCUAGCUCAAACUUCUCUCGUCGAUGAUACCAUAGCAUGA